This is a messenger RNA of Mya arenaria, 1215 nucleotides long. RefSeq names its product carbohydrate sulfotransferase 1-like. Gene Ontology annotation, biological process: N-acetylglucosamine metabolic process; sulfur compound metabolic process. The record is from RefSeq and is a predicted model, not a curated record. Lineage: Eukaryota; Metazoa; Mollusca; Bivalvia; Myida; Myidae. Bases 1 to 1215 code for a protein of 404 amino acids. The transcript has 4 exons. Gene Ontology annotation, molecular function: N-acetylglucosamine 6-O-sulfotransferase activity.
AUGCGAGAUAUUACAGCUGUCCUAGGGCGCAGUCGACUGACCGGGGAGGCCUUAUAUACCGGAAAGGAGACAAGCCAAGUGUUACUACUGACCUACAUGCGGUCAGGGUCUAGUCUUACCGGCGAUAUCCUGCAGCAUAGUCCAGGGGCCUUCUACAUCUAUGAGCCAUUCCGAUCCCUGGGGCAUAAAAACAAGUCAUCUUAUAUUCUCAACUAUGCCAAUGUUGUGGACUACUGGGAUAAUGUGACGUCAUUACUUUUGCUGACGUACAUGCGCAGUGGCUCCAGUCUAGCCGGCGAUAUUUUACAACAAGCGCAAGAGUCGUUCUACUUGUAUGAGCCACUUCAUUCAGUAGAAAAGGCUCUAGUGGAGUUUAAGCAUCUUUCAAUGGCUACCCCUGAUAAAUCACACAGGUUACCUCCCCUAGAGUUUAACUCGGAAGCAGCCGAGGAGUUGUACAACUGGUUUACGUGCGAUAUACCCAAACUGCCGAACAUAGCCCUGCUGGACAGUUUUAUGAAAAAAGGUAUCAAAUCUGCGAUGAUGAUGGACUGUUAUAGGAAUACGGUUAAAAAUGUUGGGGAUAUCUCGGCUGCCCUUCUUCUUUGUGCAAAACAACUUAAAUUAGUGUGUUUAAACUCGCCUUUUCGUAUUAUAAAAACCAUACGACUUGAACUGUCAUCUGUGUCAUAUUUGUUAGAUCGACUACCUAACCUCAAAAUCAUCCACUUAGUACGUGACCCCCGGGCCACUCUAAUGUCCCAGUCUAGGAUGGGGCAGUGCAGCGUGACUAAGGGAGGUCAGCAGGGGUGCACGGAACGUUUCUGCAAGCGACUGGAGAACGACGUACUGGAAGAAGAGAACAUUCUCCGGAAACACCAGGGGAGAAUCAUGCCUGUCUUCUAUGAAGACAUUGCCAGUGAGCCAAUUAAGACAUCGAAGAAGAUGUAUGACUUUAUAGGCGCCGAGUUUACACAAUCAGCCGAACAAUAUAUAUUUAAUAUCACUAUGGCUGGGUUAGAAAAUGAUUGCGCCAUUUGUACAACUCGCUCCAAUUCAACCGAACAUAUUGAUAGCUGGAAAACUAAAAUGAAACUAGAUUUUAAGAACAUUGUUCAAAACCGAUGCAAUUAUAUACUGCGACGAUAUGGAUACAAAAUAUACACGCAGGACGAACUUGUGAACAUGGAAGUCUUAAACCCCAAACAAAUUUAG